This is a messenger RNA of Zingiber officinale, 444 nucleotides long. RefSeq lists its product as uncharacterized. The record is from RefSeq and is a predicted model, not a curated record. The transcript has a single exon. Bases 1 to 444 code for a protein of 147 amino acids. NCBI's taxonomy places the organism in Eukaryota, Viridiplantae, Streptophyta, Magnoliopsida, Zingiberales, Zingiberaceae.
AUGUCUCUAGUCUCCGAGGACCUCGACUCCAAGGCGGAAGUCUACUACGACCACGAGAUCUGCGAAGUCAAGUCCAGGUCGCUCCUCCGCGAGCUCGGCCUCCCCGGCGGCCUCCUGCCGCUGAAGGACAUCACCGAGUGCGGCUUCGUGGAGGCGACCGGCCUCGUGUGGAUCAAGCAGGAGCGCGAGAUCCACCACUACUUCGACAAGGUGGGGAGGAAGGUGCGGUACGGGCGCGAGAUCACCGCCCAGGUGGAGAAAUGCCGGAUCAAGAAGCUGACCGGGGUCAAGACCAAGGAGAUGAUGGUGUGGAUCUCGAUUUCCGAAGCCUCCGCCUCCGGCGACCCUCCCACCGGGAAGAUCACCUUCAAAACUCCGGCGGGGUUGGUUAGGGCUUUUCCGGCGUCGGCAUUUGAGGUGGAGGAGCAAAUGCCAGACCGUUGA